AUGCUGCGAUUGUUAGCAUAUACUGUGCUGGCAGCAGUGCUGUACUACGGCGGCACGACAGCAGUCUCAUGGCGAAGAAACGUCAAGAAAGCACAACAAUCGGGAUUGCCCUACAUAUUGGUCCCGGUCUUCUUCUUGCAUCCACUAUGGCUGGCCGGACAUGUUUUUCUGCUGCCGCUCUUCAGCAGACUACCGCGGAGUUGGAUGACUUGGAUCGAAUACUGCAUUCCAGAUUUUGGAUACGCACAUCGCAUGGAUGCAUUUGAGCGAGUUGGCGCAGACACAUUCUUGACGGUUGCGCCGAGUGGCCUCGUCAUGUACACAUGUGACGCAGAUGUGAUCAAUCAGGUUGUUCAACGGAGGAACGACUUCCCGAAACCAUCGCCUAUCUACAGAGCGCUCAAGAUCUACGGCGGGAACGUGGUCUCGGCUGAAGGGAAUGUAUGGCGACAACAUCGCAAAGCUGUCAGUCCGCCGUUCACCGAAAAGAACAAUCACCUGGUCUGGCAGGAGACGAUUGAUCAGUCCCUUGCUAUGUUGAGCUCCUGGGUUGGUCGUGAUGGGAAAGGCGACAAGACGAUCGAUCGAGUGGCUGAUGAUACCAUGCGACUGAGUCUGCACGUCAUCAGUAGAGCUGGAUUUGGUCGGAAGUUGGAGUGGCCGGAGGACAACACGGACGUGCAGGUUGACAAGGACUAUGUCGAUCCGUCCAAGAUUCAGAACGACAUGGCUGGCGCCGACGAGGGUCAUUCGAUGAGCUAUGCCUAUGCCAUUCAUUGCUUGCUGGACAACAUUCUCUUCCAAUUACUCUUCCCUAGGUGGCUGUUGCGUACCGUGCCACUCAAGGCAUUCAGAAAGGCCAACGAAGCAUAUUCGGAAUGGGGGAACUACAUGAGAGAAGCCGUGGAGAAGAAGAGGACAGACCUGGAUGUUGGCAAGGAGGUCAAAGAAUCUUCCGAGUCGAUGGAUAUUUUGGCUGGACUGGUCAAGAGCCAGACUAAGGCCGACAAGCAGGCUCAUCUGGAGGACUCCGAGAUCCUAGGCAAUAUGUUUGUCUUGAUCCUGGCCGGGCACGAAACGGCGGCAAACUCGAUCCACUUUUCUAUGCUUUAUCUUGCGCUACACCGACAGAGUCAGCUUCGCUUGCAAAAGGAUGUUGAUGAUAUCUUCAAUGGAAAGCCUCCUUCAGAGUGGGACUAUGAUCGCGACCUGCCACAGCUAUUCGGCAGUAUGGUCGGAGCUGUGCUCAAUGAGGAGUUGAGGCUAGUAUCGCCAGUUGUCGCGAUUCCUAAAUCGACCUGGGGCGCACCCGACGCUCCUCUAACAGUCGAUGGCAAGACAGUCACAGUCCCUGCCGAGACGUACAUCGGGUUAGUGGUGGCAGCUUCUCACAGAAACCCUAAGCUUUGGCCGAUAAGUCCGCCGACCUACCCGGGUGGUAAGCCUGUGCAUCCGCGCUCGAACCUCGACAAUGACCUUGAAGAGUUUCGCCCAGAGCGGUGGAUCGUGACGGAGGAAGAGUCAAGGUCCAACAAAGACGCCAGGCAACAGAAGAAGGAGAACAUGGCGGCUAGGGCUGGUGGUGACCUCAACAUUGACGAAACCUCAGACACUUCUGAGAGAUUGUACAAACCGAGCAAAGGCGCAUACGCACCCUUCAGCGACGGCCACCGAUCCUGUAUCGGUCGUCGAUUUGCGCAAGUAGAGAUACUUGUUGCACUUGCGAUCAUUUUCCAGAACUACUCGGUCGAGCUCGCUGUGGACAGCUACGCCACGGAUGAAGAGGUAGCUAAGAUGGACGACAACGCGAAGGCUGAUGUUUGGCAGAAAGCAGCAGAGGAUGUGAGGGAAAAGAUGUUGAACAAUAUGGCGGCGGUCAUCACCCUUCAGAUGAGGAAAGGUACCGUGCCUAUCAGGCUUGUACCCAGGGGACAAGAAAAGUUUCCACCGAAUGUAGAUCAGAUCUGGAAGACGAAUCAUCCCGAAAAGUGUACAACAAAGGGUCGGCCGGACUGGAGGCCAUGGGAUGGAAAGCAGAUGUAUCAUGGAGCAUGA
Molecule: messenger RNA, 2055 nt
Organism: Cyphellophora attinorum
Lineage: Eukaryota; Fungi; Ascomycota; Eurotiomycetes; Chaetothyriales; Cyphellophoraceae
Product: Cytochrome 3A56
Exons: 1
Coding region: 1-2055 (684 amino acids)
Molecular function (GO): heme binding; monooxygenase activity; oxidoreductase activity, acting on paired donors, with incorporation or reduction of molecular oxygen
Source: RefSeq, a predicted model, not a curated record